This is a messenger RNA of Symbiodinium sp. CCMP2592, 579 nucleotides long. The record is from the annotation of a GenBank genome assembly. NCBI's taxonomy places the organism in Eukaryota, Dinophyceae, Suessiales, Symbiodiniaceae.
AUGCAUGUCUGUGCACUAACAGUUCGCAUGCCUGGAGCCAUAAUGUUUAAACUCUUAAACCUGGAACGAUUGCUGUUUCGGUUUUCAGGAGUACAUUUUUGUGUUUCGCGAAGGGCCUUUCCGGACGGAAUGGAGUGCCCUGUGUGCCAGAAGAUGCAGAACAAGGCUCAGCGGCAGCCGGCUCAGUUGAAAGCCCGAGCAGCAUGCUUGCCGGAUGGGCGCAAUUGUUGCAAGCAAUGUGACCAGGAUGGGGCCUGCAUCACCCGCCCGAUGCAGCAGCAAGUCAAGGCACUUUUGCAGUCCGUGUGCGAGCUCCGGAUUCGGAUGGAUGAUUUGGUGGCCGACCUCUCCGAGAUUCUGAUCCGGUUGCAUGGGCAAGGCACUGCUGUUUUGGAUGCGCAGCAUGACAAAUUCCAUAAAAAACGUGCGAAGCAGGGCAUCCGGGCGGUUGGCAACGACGUGCUCAAGUAUGGGAUGAUGCUGUUGGCGCCAAAGGGCUGUGGAGGAAACUGGAAUUACAAAAAAUGGGUCGGCUGGACGCUUGAUGGAGGCUGCACUCUACAAGUUUCUUCUUGUUAA